Knipowitschia caucasica is the source of this 360-nucleotide messenger RNA. NCBI's taxonomy places the organism in Eukaryota, Metazoa, Chordata, Actinopteri, Gobiiformes, Gobiidae. The record is from the annotation of a GenBank genome assembly.
AUGCUGGUCCACAAGUUUUGGGGAGUUUGUGUCUGGACAACAUUUUUAUUCAAAGGGUCUUUUCAGGGGGAGUACCAGAGGAAGCUGUACAAGGAGCUUUUAGCCAACUACAACCGUCUGGAGAGGCCCGUGGUGAACGACUCGGCCCCCAUCCUGGUGGAGCUGGGGCUCACGCUGCUGCAGAUCAUAGAUGUGGAUGAAAAGAACCAGGUGCUAAUGACCAACGCUUGGCUUCAAUUAUACUGGACAGAUGCUUACUUGAGCUGGAACACAGAGCACUACCCUGGGGUCCAAAACCUGCGCUUUCCGUCUGAUCAAAUAUGGACUCCUGACAUCCUGCUCUACAACAGGUCAGAAUGA